This is a messenger RNA of Gaeumannomyces tritici R3-111a-1, 2088 nucleotides long. RefSeq lists its product as hypothetical. The transcript is spliced from 3 exons. The record is from RefSeq and is a predicted model, not a curated record. Bases 420 to 1565 code for a protein of 381 amino acids. NCBI's taxonomy places the organism in Eukaryota, Fungi, Ascomycota, Sordariomycetes, Magnaporthales, Magnaporthaceae.
UGGUGGUGUGGUGGGGGAGGAGCGAGGGGGAGCUGGGCCAAGGUACCACGGUACUUGGCCAAACCGGGCUCUGAUCCAUCCAUGUGGGCUGGCGACGGGCACGCUUGCAUGCCUGCCCGGUCCAUCCAUUGUGCAUCAAUCAUCCAUCCGGCCUUAGCUUCCGCCGCUUCCUUUCUUCUGCCCUCGACCUCGCCCCCUUGCCGGCCUUUUUCUUCCCGUCCGCCCCGACCUCCUUCUUCCUGUCCUAGCCCCAUACUUACCUAGCUAUCCCUCUGGCGCCGAUAUGACGCCCGCCCUCCUCGAUCCGCCACCGAACAAGACCAGAUAGAAACCGAAUCUUCCUAGACGCAGCCGCAGACGCAGAUUCAGACCGAUCCGACGGCAUCGCCCUUGGCUUGCCUCGAAACCUUUCGUCGACCAUGUUUGACAUCUUCGCAAAAACGCUUUCCUCCAUCGCUUCCUUCCUCUUCCCCCUCUUUGGUUCCUACAAGGCUCUCAAGACCAACGAUCCGGCCCAGCUGACGCCAUGGCUGAUGUAUUGGGUUGUGCUCGCCUGCGCGCUCCUUGUUGAGUCCUGGACCGACUGGUUUCUAUGCUGGGUACCCUUCUACGCCUAUAUACGCUUGUUCUUCUUCCUAUACCUCAUCCUGCCCCAGACCCAGGGCGCUCGCAUCAUCUACCAGGAGCAAAUCCACCCGUACCUGCAGAAGAACGAGGACGCCAUCGACGAGUUCAUCGCCUCGACCCACGAGAAGCUUCGCGCCGCCGGCCUGGCCUACUUGCAGGACGCCAUCGAGUGGUUCAAGACCAAGGUCCUGGGCCUACCGCCCACGCCCGAGCAGGCCCCACCUCCCACGGCCGCUCAGUCGGCCCAGUCCUACACUCAGAACCUGUUUGCUAGGUUCAGCCUGCCCGCCGCGCGUUGGGGUGGUGCCGCCGGUGCUCCGGACCCUGCCGCCGGCGGGGCCGGCGGGAAUGAUGUAUUCAGCAUGCUGGCGGGCGCCGUGAGCGCCGCCCUCAGCGCACCCUCUACUGCCGCCCCUGGUCAUGGCAACGUCUCGAGGAGCGCCGGCGCCUCGAGCAGCAUAAUCCCCAGCUCCGUUGGUGAGGCCGACAAGGCUGAUUUCAUCGCGACCCAGCGCGACCGCCUGACCGCGUUGCUGGCCGUGCUCGACCGCGAGGCGGCCCAGCUACCCAACUCCAAAGCUCCGACUUCGUCGUCAACCCCUUCGGCCCCAUCACAGUCGAGGUUCGGCCGUGUGCUUGAGGCCGUGGAGGGCCUCAACCUGGAGAAAAACAUCAGCUCGGGUAGCUUCCCGUGGAAAAACUCGGCCGCAACCGACGAGUCCUCGGGCAGUGGGCUGAGCAAGUCGAGGAGCGAGCAGGACUUUGAGAAGAUCGAAGCCGAGAGCGGGGCCGAGGACGCUGACGACGGCACGGGCGUCCGGCGCCGGGGGCCCCAGGCCGGCGGUGCCUGGAACCCUUUCGGCUGGGGAGCUUCGCCGUCGGCCGGCGGCCCAGGCGCCCACCCCGAUGCUGGCGCGAGCUCUGGUGUCGACAAGUGAACGAGUCGGCCAUGACGCAUGAAUUUUGGCUUGCCAUUGCCACCUUGUGGUUCACAUUUGGCGAACAUCUAACGCCUUUAUCCUUCUUUAGUCAAGGGAGCUUUUUUUUUUUUGGAUUUGGAUUUGUUGGGUUUGCAUACAUCAUUCUUUCAACCUGAGUGGUCGGGGGCCAAGGGAAAACCGGCGCAAUUAGAGCUUGCCGCAAGGUGGACUUUCACGUCCGUCCGACUUGGCCGAGUGCCAGCUUGCUUGUGGCGAUGCGCACAGGCUUUGUACAUAAGUAGUUGACAGACAGCUGCAGAGACGAUGGCCUAUGCGCAGACGUCCGCCAAGUAGCGCUGGUUCAUCAUCAUGACCUUGAUACGAGGCUGGCAGGCACCAUGUAUGAGUUAGGACAUGUUUCAACAGCAUAGACAUGCUCAUUGCGAUUUCUAUACUUUGAUCUAUGUUACACGCGCCGGUUCGUGGGACAGACAAAAAAUUUGCUACAUACAAUAUCAGGUAUCUAGGCCGCAGUCCAGGG